AUGGCGCACCUACUCCGUGGCAAGCAAGCAGGCAUUCAAAACGAUCUGUCUUCUGGCAUCUCAUCCGAACUCUUCAACAUCGAUGAUCUCGCCCGCCUCGGUGUCAACUCACAGAUAGCAUGUCUCUCUUACGAUCCGGUCCAGUCCAUUUUGGCGGUUGGAACGAAGAGCUCACAGUUUGGCCCCGGUCAGAUCUACCUUUUUGGUCAGAAGCGUGUACAAGUCACACUUGCCCUGCCAACCCGAGGAGCUAGUGUGAAGGCCCUACAUUUCUGUGCCGAGAAGCUGGUCUGCCUCGAUACGAAACAUGCGCUCUCUGUGUAUUCGCUCGAGUUGAAGACCCUCCUAGCCAGUCACUCUCCACCAGGCGUAGUCACGGUGCUAUGUACGGACCCCAUGCUCGAUUAUGCCCUGUUAGGCAUGCAGAGCGGCGAGGUGCUGGCAUACGACAUGGAUCGAGAAGCACUCGCCCCAUUCAAGAUUCCAAAUCUCUGGCUCGAAGUCGAUCCGCGAGCCAGACUGUCUCCGGUGGUGACUCUGCAGCUGCACCCGCGAGACGUAGGUACGCUCCUGAUCGGCUAUACACACGGCGCCGUCAUAUACAGUUUCAAAUUGGCCAAAUCGUUGCGCUUCUACCAGUAUGAAAUCCCACGAGGAGCGCCCGGCGGAGACGGCGAUCCUGCGAUGAGGAACGUGGCGCGGCGGCCGAAGCUGACACAGGCAACAUGGCAUCCGAGUGGGACUUUCAUCGUUACUGGCUACGAAGACAGUUCGCUUGUCUUUUGGGACACGCUCAAAGAUGGGCGUAUGAUCAUGGCGAGGACGCUAACGGAUACCAACAUCUUGCUACCGGGCACCUCAAACAGUAACAUAAACCCGACGGCAGGUCCGACGGCAGUAAAGGAGCCAUUGUUCCGUGUUGCCUGGUGCGCCAACCAGAACCCAGAAGAUACAGCUAUCCUAAUAGCAGGCGGACAGUCUACACAAUCGCCAACGAAAGGUUUGACACUUCUCGAGCUAGGUUUGACGCCGACGUACACGACUAGCAGCUGGGAGUUCUUGGCUCAAUUCUUCGAGACACCCAAGCGGCAGCGCAUCCUACCUACACCGCCGGGCGCGGAAGUAGUUGAAUUCUGUCUCAUUCCGCGUUCCGACCCACACUUCGCUGGCGCUCACGAUCCCAUAGCUAUCAUAGCUUUACUUGCUGUCGGAGAGCUUCUGACGCUGACAUUCCCAUCUGGCAUGCCUAUUACUCCCACUAAUCAACUACACCCUUCCCUAACCUUUGUGUCUCCAUUUCUGAAACGCGUCAAUGUCGCACAGAUGGGCAGAGAGCGUUGGCUUGGGAUGACUGAGCGAAGACAGCAAGGUCCACCCAUGUUACGCGGCGGCGUAGAGUUGCCGAGGCAUCUGCGAAGGUAUGAAAGCCGGAAUAUUGUUCAGACUGCGCAUGCCGACGGCACCAUUCGACUAUGGGACGUUGGGCAUGGAGAUGAAGUAGAGAAUGAGAAGUUGCUCCAGGUGGACGUCCCGCGUGCACUGGGCCGCUUCAGCAACGUCGACAUUAGCUGCGUCAGUCUUGCAGGCGCCAGUGGUGAGCUUGCGGUAGGCUUGCGGAGUGGUGAGCUCGUCGUCUUCCGCUGGGGAAACAAUCGUAAUGCUGGGAAGGAGGUGGGACUUGUCAGGCAGGAUCAGCUGGGCGUCCUGAUCAACGUCACUGACCGCGUCGAACCCUCACUGUCCGAAGGCAUGGUGCCCGUUACACUACUGAACCAGCAAGAUGGCCCCGUUACAUCUGUGCGUAUGAGCGACGUAGGGUUUGUGGCUGCAGCUUUCGAAGGGGGAGGCAUUAUUGUCCUUGACAUGCGAGGGCCUGCUAUCAUAUAUCGCGGCUCGGUUCACGACAUGAACAAGGGCCAUAGCAAGGGUACUCUACGAAAGCAUGCCAGCAGCGGUCCGGGAGCGAAACCGGAGUGGGUGACGCAAAUGGAGUUUUCCGUCAUGAUGCUGGACGGAGAAGACUACAGCAGCAUACUGUUGCAUGUUGGGACCAAUCUCGGCCACUUGGGGACCUUCAAGAUAUUGCCCGAUCCGAGCGGACGAUACACGGUGCAGCAUGCAGGAUCUCUCGUGCUGAACAACAAGGUCGUCCAUAUUGCGCCCAUCAGCGCAGAGACUGGAAAGCCGGCGUUAGCGUCACAGGUCGCUGUGAGCGGCUUGCGAUCAGGCAUCAAGGUCAAUGGCGCUCUUGUCGCGGUAACGGCUACAAGCGUACAUGUCUUCCGGCCGGCGGCGAACAAAGGUGCUCACAAGUCAUUUGAUGGCUUCUUCUGCGACUCAGCGAGCGUGGUACGACACCAGGAUCAAGGCUACGUACUCGUCGGCCUUUUCGGCGACGGUAAUGCGCGAGCGUACAGCUUACCUGCGCUUCGCGAGGUUGCCGCCGUCUCGGUUGCCGAUAAGCUCGAUGUCCGCCGCUUCCCAGAUGCUGUGAUCACGCCGACCGGCCACAUUCUAGGCUUCACAGGACCUUCCGAGCUUGCCCUCCUCAAUAUAUGGGGCACUGGCGAGCCCCUCAAUCCUGGAAGGGACAAGAUCUUCGAGCCUGCCGCCCUCAUACCGCCACGACCGACUAUCUCUGCGGUGUCCUGGGUAACCGGUACACAGUACGUCACCCCCUCUGACAUGGACAUCUUGAUUGGCGGGCCUAAUCGUCCUCCAAGCAAGCGCAUGAUUGCGCAAGCGAAGGCGGAGGAGGAGCAGCUUCGGCGACAGGGCCGAGCGGGUAUGAACACGCAGGCUGCUGCCAUUGCGGGCCAGCAGGAGAGCUAUUGGGAUUACAUGCAGCGACAGAUCCAAGAACGCACGGAGAAGCUAGGUUUGGUGGGCGAUAGUAUGCAGAGCUUGGAGGAGAACAGUGCAAGCUGGGCGGACGAGGUGGGCAGCUUCGUUCGCCGGCAGAAGAGAAACGCUGCUACUGGAAUCAUCAAAGCAAAGUUCGGACUUUGA
Baudoinia panamericana UAMH 10762 is the source of this 3009-nucleotide messenger RNA. RefSeq lists its product as uncharacterized. Bases 1 to 3009 code for a protein of 1002 amino acids. The record is from RefSeq and is a predicted model, not a curated record. Lineage: Eukaryota; Fungi; Ascomycota; Dothideomycetes; Mycosphaerellales; Teratosphaeriaceae. Gene Ontology annotation, cellular component: cytoplasm; plasma membrane. Gene Ontology annotation, molecular function: myosin II binding; GTPase activator activity; syntaxin binding. The transcript has 2 exons. Gene Ontology annotation, biological process: establishment of cell polarity; regulation of exocytosis; regulation of protein secretion.